CAUCAAAUUGAAUUUUGCUUCUGUAAAAAUGUGUGCUGACAAGGACUUAUAAGAAAACGCAUACGCGAUACUCUCCUUCCUCCCUCCUAUAUAUAAAGAUGAUGCAAAUUAAUCAAUGGACCAUCAUUUUGUUCAUCGCAUUGUCAAUUACAAUACCUAUUUCGAAUUCUCAGAAAUCAUCGUCAUCAACUGUAGCCAUGGCUGAAGCUGCACCAGCAUCAUCUGCUCCUGCUGAUGUUUACAUCGUCUACACCGAGCAACCUGCUGAGGGAUCUGAUCAUGAAUCCUUCCAUCUUAGCACCCUUUCUUCUGUUGUUGGGAGUGAAGAAGCAGCCAAGGAAUCUUUGAUUUACGUUUACAAGAGCGCGGCCACUGGAUUCUCGGCCAAGCUGACUCCGGAGCAAGUUUCGUUGCUUGAAAAAAAACCCGGGGUCCUUCAGGUGGUGGUCAGCAAAACUGUUCAGCUACAUCCGGUCGUUGGUGGAACGAUGAAUAACAUGAUGGUUUGAUGCUGUCACCUCUGUAUUAUCUAGGCAUGGGCUUAAAUUCUGUCUGCAUAGUCUUUGUUCGUUAACAAAAAAUUUAACUGUGCUUGUUGCCAAUAAAUAAAAGUUUUCUACCAGUAGACAUUCAAAAAUAGUAUGGUUGUAGCCUUCAAUGGAUACAGUUCUUGCAAGUAUUGUGUGACAAUGGCCAUUAAUUUUAGCCCUAUGCAAAAUGGACCGUUGAUUGUGUAA
Messenger RNA from Spinacia oleracea (spinach), 737 nucleotides. RefSeq names its product subtilisin-like protease SBT5.6. The record is from RefSeq and is a predicted model, not a curated record. Lineage: Eukaryota; Viridiplantae; Streptophyta; Magnoliopsida; Caryophyllales; Amaranthaceae. Bases 99 to 509 code for a protein of 136 amino acids. The transcript has 3 exons.